This is a messenger RNA of Magallana angulata, 2162 nucleotides long. RefSeq names its product coiled-coil domain-containing protein 93-like. The record is from RefSeq and is a predicted model, not a curated record. NCBI's taxonomy places the organism in Eukaryota, Metazoa, Mollusca, Bivalvia, Ostreida, Ostreidae. The transcript has 22 exons. Gene Ontology annotation, biological process: Golgi to plasma membrane transport. The coding region runs from base 64 to 1965 and encodes 633 amino acids.
CAUGAUUGUGGGGAAUUCUUCCGGUUCAUCUAUAUUUACCUGACAGAUCAUGUGACUUUCAAAAUGGCGCUGAAGGGGAGUGUGUUUGCAACGAGAGCUCGUGCAGGCUCGUCGAAAUUAGCUACACAAUAUGAUGCAGACGGAAAUGAAAUUGAGUUUGAUGUCCGUGAGGAUGAGGAACAAAACGUUAAGCUGGGACAGACCAUUGACUUGUUACUGGCUGCAGGAUAUUUCAGAGCCAGGAUAAAAGGACUCUCACCUUUUGACAAAGUGGUGGGCGGCAUGACGUGGUGCAUCACCACAUGUAACAUUGACAUCGACGUCGAUCUACUCUUCCAGGAAAACUCCACCAUUGGACAGAAAAUUGCUCUAACUGAAAGAAUCGUAGCUGUUUUACCAAAGAUGAAAUGUCCACACCGAAUUGAACCUCAUCAAAUCCAGGGUUUGGAUUUCAUCCACAUUUAUCCAGUUGUCCAAUGGUUGGUAAAGAAGGCCAUUGAAACUAGAGAGGAGAUGGGAGACUUCAUUCGAGCAUUCUCUAUAUCCCAGUUCAGUAAAACACACAAAAUGCCAGAGGAUGUGGUGUUUGAAGAAAUGAAAGAAAAAGCCACAAACUCUGUUUCUGAAGUCAAGGAAGUGUAUAAACCACAGCGACGCUACAAGAGACAGAACGUGGACUCGCUGAAGGAUGAAGAGACUCGAGUCCACUCAACACUCCUUGAGUACGGCAGGAGAUACGGAUUGAGUAAAUCAGAUACAUCUGAACAGGAUGGUGACAAAAGUGCUAAGAAAAAAGCAGCUGCAGCAAGUCUUGGAGGUCAACAGGAAAUGACCCCUGAACAGCUGCAGGCAGAGGAGGAGAAGAAAAUACAGAAGUUGAUGUCAGGAAUGGCGGGAUUCCAAGAGUCUGGUAGAAGACGGGAUAAAUUAUCAGCGAGUGCAGUGGGGUCAAUAGUAGGCAUGAAAUCAGAGGAAAUUCAGCAGAUAGCUUCUCACUACGAAGAAAAAAAAUCAGAGAUUGAGCAGAUUGAGAAAUCAGAGCGAGUUGGUGGCACUCAACAUCACAAGAGAAUGACAGCAGCUCUAAGUAAACAGAUACAACAACAUACAGAUAAGUUACAGCAGAUUCAAGCAAAGCAUGAUGACCUUCACAAAGUUUACGGUGAAACUCAGGAAAAACUCAAGCAGGUUAGACAUCGCAGUGGAAGGAUUGACGAGGAAAUGCUGAAGUUAACAGAAAUCGAGACAGAGGAAAAUCAGGGAGUUCUACAGAAUCUGCGCUCUCUGGUGGCUAUGAACGAGAACCUAAAGAAACAGGAGCAGGACUUUAAGGCCCACUGUAAGGAGGAGAUGGCCCGACUCAAGGCCCAGAUCGAGGAACUGAAGGAAGGUGCACAGGAGGAGGACUCAGAAGACAAGGCCAGAGCCAGUUUGAUUGACAAGCAAUAUGAAGCAGAUAGGGAGAAACUCCACAAAAUCAGACUGCUGUUGGCAAGGAAGACUAGAGAAAUAGCAGUUCUUCAGAGGAAGAUUGAUGAUGUGCCAUCCCGAGCAGAACUUAGUCAGUACCAGCGACGCUUCAUCGAGCUCUACAACCAAGUUGCAGCCACCCACACAGAGACGAAGCAGUUUUACACAUUGUACAACACGCUGGACGACACCAAGAUGUACCUGAACAAAGAAGUCAGUCUUCUCAACUCCAUCCACGAUAACUUCAGACAGGCAAUGGCUAACCCAGGUGCAAAGGAGCAAUUCCUGAAGCAGUUUGAAAACAUUGUGGAGGGCAUCAAACAAAAUAAAGCUAAACUUGAGAAACGGAAACAGGAAGAGAAGAUGAAACGGGACCAGUUCAACGACCAGUAUCUGGACUUGGUGGAAAAGCAGCGACUGUAUUUCAAAACUGUCAAAGACUUUAAAGAGGAAUGUCGCAAAAAUGAAAUGCUGCUUAGUAAAUUAAAGAAAUAACAUUUAUUACGAGGGAUGGAACUGAGAAAAGGACUAUUUCUAUCAACAAUGAAGACAUUAACGUUGGAAAACCAUAAUAUAUAUUGAUAUAAUCAUGAUGUUUGUAUGCUUUGCAUGUAAUUUGCUAUUUGUUAAACAUCUGUACAUGCAGGCUAUAUCUACAAUCUCUACAGCAAUAAAAAAUUCUUUACAAAAAU